UAGCCCUCGACUGGUGGAGUCCCAGAACAUCAUGUCGCAAAUGCAGGAAAAGGCCGUACAAGCCAAAUCGACCGGGGCCAAGGCCUCCAAGCAGCAAGCAAUACAGCGGAAACCAAGCAAGUGGAGGAAGAUUGGGGGUUUAUUCAGGGCAAAGACUGCAAUGACACCUGCGAAGCAACCGUUCUAUCAGUUCCGCCCGAACGAGUCCAGGUCCCAUAUCCAAUGUGCCCUUGAGACCAACCCCAUCUCGAACACCGAGGUCUGGCCAUGCUUGGCCAGCGGUCAAGCGCAGCAGAGUGAUGGUGGACGAAACUUUCGGCCGGGUGCGAAACCAGCUGGGGACACGGAGUCUUUGCUCACAGUAGACAUCCCAGACGUUCAGAUGGAGCGGUACAGCGUCAUGUUUAGCGGUCUUCUGACCCGGGAACCGUCUACUCGCAAGAGGCGUAGCAAGACUUUGGAAGAUGUGAGGCCCGCCAACACUGUGGAGCGCUCCAUCUCCCCAGAACUACGUCCUCCUCCCCGACGACAGACGACUGAAGCGGCCCGAUCCCGCUCCAAAUCUCCCAGCUUCUCUCUUUUCCCAUCCGUUCAUCCCAAUCGAUCAUCGAAACUCCCGGGAUCCACCCUCCCCCGCGACCCCAGCCCUUUACACAGAAGCCAGUCAUCGCUCUUAGAGGCGUACCGAGAGAAUCCACCGAUCCAACCAAGGCAGCCCUCGCCCGCACCGCGCAGCUCGCCCCAGAAGGCCCCUGUUUCUCACAAACCCCAAUUUUCGGAAUCGUCAAUCCUCACGUUUACAUCCUUGGAAGGCGACGACAAGAUAAUCCUCCAGGGUGUCAAGCCAGUGCAAACCAUCAAAGACGAACCCGCAUGGGAGUUUAUAAACAAGAACCCGACACCGCCAACUAAGCAGGAGAUUGGCGCUACCCUCAAAGUCAAUACGCAAGAGCUGCCGCCUCCGAAAUCCGAGGACAUCAACUCCGCCGCGUCGUCGCCCAUCCUCUCCCCUCUCUCAAGCGUCACCGCCAACAUAAUGACCUCCCCAUCCGUGGUCUCCAAGCCCGCUAUCUCCCCAUCCAGGAGUUCCAAGCCCGCCAUCUCCCCCUCCGUGGCCUCCAAGCCCGCCAUCUCGCCAGCCGGCUCAGCCCGAAUGCCCCUCGCCGACGACAACGACAACGACAGCGACGACGAAGACCCCGAAGUAGAUUUCGACCUCGACAAAGACACCGAAGCGCUAAAGCCCGAGCAGCUGCCCAUCCCCACAGUGGAGGUCUCCAUCGCCCGAUCGGUGUCCGUCUCCCGGGGCAAGAAGCAGAUCAUAGUACCUAUCGGCCCGCGCGCCGAUCGUCUCACUCCAGAUGAGAGAUUGGUGGACCGCAAGGCUCGCAUGGUUCGAGUGACUGAUGGGCAGCAUGGACAUCGUCAUGGAAAUUCCCAGGAUGUGCGGAUUGAGAUGGCGUGACCGGCCUUAUUCAUUCGUUCAUUCAUUCAUUUCAUGUCAUUUUCUUCAUUCUUUGUUUCAUUUUCCUGCGCGGAGAGAAGACAACGACUAGAUGUCGUCCUGUCCCCCCCCUUUUUUCUGAUCAUUUUUUAAUUUCAGCGCUGGUAGCUUGCUAUUCAUUCGUCUUGUUGUUGACGACGUCGAUCUUUGUCCGCAUUGCGAUCAUUACUUUCUUUUUUGCAAUCUUCUUUUUGCUUUCUUUCCAUUGCUCAUAUUCUCUCUCUCUUUUUCUCUCUCGCACAGUCUCUUUAUUUACAUUUACUAUGUUCAAGGUCUAACUUAACGACGGUGGUUAUCUCAUUCAACCAAGCUAUCCAUCUAUCCACCUAUCUAUCUUCUUUGUAGCUCUACCAUAGUAUACCGAGG
Messenger RNA from Aspergillus campestris IBT 28561, 1870 nucleotides. RefSeq lists its product as uncharacterized. The transcript is spliced from 3 exons. Bases 32 to 1465 code for a protein of 477 amino acids. NCBI's taxonomy places the organism in Eukaryota, Fungi, Ascomycota, Eurotiomycetes, Eurotiales, Aspergillaceae. The record is from RefSeq and is a predicted model, not a curated record.